AUGUCAGUGUACGAAUCAGACGAUGAUUCGGUUUCCGAGUUCGAAAGAUUGGAGUCGACUCUUCCAGACCAUUUGAAAAGAUCAGCCAGCUCUUUGUUGGAAGCAAUUUCCAAUACAAACCUCAAUUCGUCCCCAUCAACUACCCCUGCCCCAAGAGAGAACCAUUUCCAGUCAUCAUGGUUGGAUUCUGGGAUUCCAUCUUCUCGUACUCCUUCACGCCACCACCAUCACCAUCACCAGCAUCAUAAAAAAACCCAACACAACCAGCUUAUCCAGAAGUUGUCGAGAUCAGAGAAUGGACGUGAGUCAUCACCAAUUCCGUUACCCCGGCCUAAAUUCAAUGAAGAGAUUCAUAAACCGGCAAUGAAUACCAAACAAUCUUCAACUGGGGUCUUAUGGGUAACCGAACGCGCCAACGAGUAUGGGUUUGAUAAUGGGAACCCUGAAUGGGCCAAUUUAGGUCAAGGUGCUCCAGAACACGGUGACACUGUUCCAGGAUCAUUUAAAAGACCUACGUCAAUUCCAAUUCCGGACCAUUCUAAAGAGUAUGCCCCUACUGCAGGAAUCAAAGAAUUACGUGAAGCUGUUGCUAAUUAUUAUAAUGAAACUUAUCGUCAAGAUCAGCCUUCUAAAUAUACUUAUAAGAAUGUGUGUAUCGUUCCUGGAGGUAGAGCUGGUUUAACUCGUAUUGCUUCAAUUAUCAGUGAUUGUUAUCUUUCCUUUUUCUUACCGGAUUAUACUGCUUAUGCCGAAAUGCUAUCAUUAUUUAAAAAUUUUUCGCCAAUUCCAGUUCCAUUGAAUGAAGUUGAUAACUAUGAAAUUCAUUUAGAAAUUAUUAAAAAUGAAUUAAUUAGAGGAGUUUCUGCAUUAUUAACUUCAAAUCCCCGUAAUCCAACUGGUAAAUGUAUGAAGCCUCGUCAAUUAGAAAAAUUACAUCGUUUAUGUAGAGAACGUUGUUUGCUUAUUAUGGAUGAAUUUUACUCUCACUAUUAUUAUGAUGAUAACUGCUCAGGCUCUUCAAUCAGUUCAGCAAAAUACGUUCAAGAUGUUAAUAAGGACCCGGUGCUUAUAUUAAAUGGGUUAACCAAAGCCUUUAGAUUACCAGGUUGGAGAAUCUGCUGGAUCUUGGGUCCGGAAGACUAUAUCAAUGCUUUAAGCAGUGCUGGUUCCUUUUUAGAUGGUGGUUCAAACUCUCCUUUCCAAUACGCUGCAAUUGAUUUCUUAAAACCUCCUAAAGUUAGAGAAGAAAUGAUGGCUUUACAAGCCCACUUCAAAAUGAAAAGAGAUUAUAUAAUUGAAAGAUUAUCUAAAAUGGGAUUUGAUUUCUCAAAUGGCAAAAUUCCAAAUUCAACUUUUUAUCUUUGGUUAAACUUAUCUCAUUUACCUGCUAAAUUAAGUAAUUGUUUAGGCUUUUUCCACGAAUGUUUACACGAGAAAGUUAUUGUGGUUCCUGGUUUCUUCUUCUUAAUCAACCCACAAAACUUAUCUAGCUUAGAAGACGUUAUUUGGUAUAAUUACGUUAGAAUCAGUUAUGGUCCCGAAUUACACCAGUUAGUUAAAGGUAUGGACGGUAUCGAACGUAUCUUAUACCGUUUUGGCUGUUUGCCUUAUGACUUACCAUCUUCUUCUACUUAA
Hyphopichia burtonii NRRL Y-1933 is the source of this 1635-nucleotide messenger RNA. RefSeq lists its product as uncharacterized. The coding region runs from base 1 to 1635 and encodes 544 amino acids. The record is from RefSeq and is a predicted model, not a curated record. Gene Ontology annotation, biological process: biosynthetic process. The transcript has a single exon. Gene Ontology annotation, molecular function: pyridoxal phosphate binding. NCBI's taxonomy places the organism in Eukaryota, Fungi, Ascomycota, Pichiomycetes, Serinales, Debaryomycetaceae.